This is a messenger RNA of Dracunculus medinensis (Guinea worm), 219 nucleotides long. NCBI's taxonomy places the organism in Eukaryota, Metazoa, Nematoda, Chromadorea, Rhabditida, Dracunculidae. The record is from the annotation of a GenBank genome assembly.
AUGAUAGAUAGUAUUAAACCUAUAAAGGAGAGACUAGAAAGACCCCUUCACGAAGUAACGGCAUUAGACAUCAAACUUCCGGAACCAAGUUUAACAAAUUGUACGAAAUCAAAAGAUGACUGCUCGAAGAAAAAAUCUUGCAAUUGCAAAUGUGCAUCAAGUCAAUCGAAUCAGCGAAUGACAAAUGGAUUGAAUAUACACAUAAAUCUCUUGCUAUGA